UUAAUUACAAGGUAGCGAGACAACAAACGCAAACCCAACAUAGUGCGCUUCGUCAGGUCUCGUCCUCCUCGCUGCUAAAGCCUGCUGCUUCCUCUAGCUUACCGAAACUAGCAGACAGGAUGGUCUACACACACGCGCGUGCCAACCAACAACCAUGUCGAUUUCAUCUGCAUUUUUAUACACAGAUUAUUCAACUUCUCCAUCUUUUUUUGAGAUAUAUAAUUACAAACAUUUGGCCAUGGGCGUACGAUAGAUCCUUUUCAUGUAGAGCCGACGACGGGCCGUGGCUAUCUAGUCUAGCAAUACGGCUAGUCUACGAGCAGCUACGCGACGAAACACCCUGCCGCUAGCUAGAAUAAUAAUAGCUAGGCCCGUCGAGCGGCGCCAUACGAACCUGAUAAGCUCUGCCUGCGAGGCCGGCCGGCCGGCGCUGCCUAGCUAGCUCCCCACGUCGACGCGCGGCGCGGACGGAGGACCACCGGAGGACACGCACGCGGACGCCGAGUCAACCCUCGUCAACGAUCGAUCAAAGCCUUUUUCAUUUAUGCCUACAUGUUACUGGGAUCCUCGGUCGAACAUCACCGCCAACCAUCUCCUCGACGGCCUUCUUACCGCAGACUUCACCUACGGGUCGUGCCGGAGCCGGUACCAGUUCGCCGGCUACCGCAAGGAGUCGUCGCACAAGCCGUCCCCGUACCUCAUCGCCAAGCUCCGGAAGCAAGAAGCCCUACAAAAGCGAUGCGGCCCUGGCACGGCCGCGUAUAAGGAGGCUGUCCGGCGGCUCGACUCCGGCGAGGGCGUCGUCGACGAUGGCUGCCGCUACCUCGUGUACAUCAGCUACCGCGGCCUCGGCAACCGCAUACUCGCCAUCACGUCGUCCUUCCUCUACGCGGUGCUCACGGAGCGCGUCCUCCUCGUCGACGGCGGCAAGGACGCCGCCGACCUCUUCUGCGAGCCCUUCCCGGGGACGACGUGGCUUCUGCCGCUCCCCGGCUGGUUCUCCUCCUCCCCGCUAAGGCGCCUCCAGGGCUACCUGGGCGGCUCCAAGGAGAGCCUCGGGAACAUGCUGCAGAGCGACGCCGUCACCGUGUCCGCCGGUGGGAACGUGUCGUGGUCGGCGCCGCGGCCGCCGCCGUAUCUGUACCUCCACCUCUCCGGCGGCUAUGGCUUCCACGACAAGCUCUUCUUCUGCGGCGCGCACCAGAGGCUCCUCGGCGAGGUGCCGUGGCUCUUCAUGUGGACGGACAACUACGUCGUGCCGGGGCUCUUCCUGACGCCACCGUUCACCGGUGAGCUGGAGGCCAUGUUCCCGGAGAAGGACGCCGUGUUCUACCACUUGGGACGGUACCUCUUCCAUCCGACGAACGCCGUCUGGCACGCUGUCACGAGGUACUAUCGCUCAAACCUCGCCAGCGCCGCCCAGCGAGUCGGCGUGCAGAUCAGGGUGUUCCAGAAGAAGCAGCCCCCGCAGGUCGUCCUGGAGCAGGUCCUCUCCUGCGUCCGCGGCGAGAAGCUCCUCCCGGAGACAACCGCGGCCAACGGCACGUCCUCGCACGCCGUCCUGGUGACGUCGCUGAGCUCGUGGUACUACGAGCGCAUCAGGGACGAGUUCGGCGGCAGGGUCGCCGGCGGCGUGCACCAGCCGAGCCACGAGGGGCGGCAGCGGUGGGGCGACGCGGCGCACGACAUGAGGGCGCUGAGCGAGAUUUACCUGCUCAGCAUGUGCGACGUGCUCGUCACCAGCGGCUACUCCACGUUCGGGUACGUCGCGCAGGGGCUCGCCGGGCUGCGGCCCUGGGUGAUGGCCAGGGCGCCCAUGUGGGCCGACGACUGGAGGGAGGGGCUGGAUCCACAGGAGCCGCCUUGCCGGCGGGCGGCUUCCGUCGAGCCGUGCUUCCACUCGCCGUCGGCCUACGACUGCGCGGCAGGUAGGGACGUGGACCUGGACAAGGUGACGCCGUACAUCAGGCGCUGCGUGGACGUCAAAUGCGGCAUCAAGCUUGUCAAUGAGAGCAGCAGCCAAUGGUAGUAUUUGUGUGACAGGCAUGGCAGUAAGCUGAUAUGCUAUUUGGCUCAAAAAUAGAUCAGAAAAUAAGGCACCAAAGGUAGAAGAAACACUCAUUCAGUAGAUAGGUGAAUACUGUAGAUGCAUACGUUAUACAGAAAGAAAGGUGGAAAUGAACUGUGGUGGCAAUCUUGGUGUUUUGACUUAUAGUGUGGAACAAGUGGUAAUCUUGUUAACUAAUCGGCAGACUUCAAAUACUGCUUACCGAA
This is a messenger RNA of Panicum hallii, 2274 nucleotides long. Its product is annotated as galactoside 2-alpha-L-fucosyltransferase-like. Lineage: Eukaryota; Viridiplantae; Streptophyta; Magnoliopsida; Poales; Poaceae. The record is from RefSeq and is a predicted model, not a curated record. Gene Ontology annotation, molecular function: galactoside 2-alpha-L-fucosyltransferase activity. Gene Ontology annotation, cellular component: Golgi apparatus; membrane. Bases 545 to 2029 code for a protein of 494 amino acids. Gene Ontology annotation, biological process: cell wall biogenesis; xyloglucan biosynthetic process. The transcript has 2 exons.